AUGCUUCAAGCAGAAUUAGCUUUUACCUCAGUGCUCCAAAAGUGCACCAAAAAGAACAUCCUGAGAAGCAAGAGGCCGAACUACCAACCAUGUUGGAAUACUGAUCUAGAAGAGCAAAGAGAAAUUAGAGAGCAAGCAAGAAAGGAAGUUGAAAGAGUGGCGGAAAAAACUAAUAAAAAAUGCAAACAAGGUGUAAUAAAAUGUUUUCCUCAAUCAAGAAAAGUUUUAUAUUAUCAUGUAUAUCUUUUUUUUUUUUUUUUUUUUUAUUUAUAUAUCUUUUUUCAAUUUCUUAGCUGCUCUGUAGAAUGCUACAAAUCUCAUAAAGGAAGUGAGCAAUGUGUUAAAAAAGAAGAUAAAUCUGAGUCUGUUGUGAAAAAUGGUGAAGUUCAGAAUUAUGAAUUUGAAACAGAAGACACUGUUAAGCCCGAAAAAUUAAAUCUGCUAGCUUUUCAUAAAGGAGUUAGACAUAGUUUAGAAAAUCGUCAUUUACGAGAUAUGUUAGAAUACUUAGAUUCUGCCCAAGAUCCAGCACAAGCCAUAGAAGAAGCAAUGAAAGAACCAAUAUUUUUAGAAUUUGUUAAUCACUGUCUUCAUGUUGUUGAAGAUGAUUGACUAUGUUGAUUCAUUUGUACGUAAAAAUGUAAAUAGUUAAAAUAUAUUUAAAAAGUAAAUAUGUUAUUAUAAGUA
Messenger RNA from Stegodyphus dumicola, 687 nucleotides. RefSeq names its product zinc finger HIT domain-containing protein 3. The record is from RefSeq and is a predicted model, not a curated record. Gene Ontology annotation, biological process: maturation of LSU-rRNA from tricistronic rRNA transcript (SSU-rRNA, 5.8S rRNA, LSU-rRNA); box C/D snoRNP assembly; snoRNA localization. Gene Ontology annotation, cellular component: nucleus; pre-snoRNP complex. NCBI's taxonomy places the organism in Eukaryota, Metazoa, Arthropoda, Arachnida, Araneae, Eresidae. Gene Ontology annotation, molecular function: protein binding.